Lytechinus variegatus (green sea urchin) is the source of this 2050-nucleotide messenger RNA. RefSeq names its product ileal sodium/bile acid cotransporter-like. The record is from RefSeq and is a predicted model, not a curated record. Gene Ontology annotation, molecular function: bile acid:sodium symporter activity. Gene Ontology annotation, cellular component: membrane. The transcript is spliced from 5 exons. Bases 294 to 1451 code for a protein of 385 amino acids. Gene Ontology annotation, biological process: bile acid and bile salt transport. NCBI's taxonomy places the organism in Eukaryota, Metazoa, Echinodermata, Echinoidea, Temnopleuroida, Toxopneustidae.
CAUGGAUAUUACAGGAGCAAAGUUCAUAUAGCUCCCUGAGUAGUUCUCUCUGUUUUGAUUCAUCACUUGAAAAUCAAAUCAAAUUCAUAACUGACAUCUUGACUCCUUCGACGUUGGACACCUGUUACUUUAAAUCAUAAAAUCUAUCGCUUUAUCUAUGAGCAUAGUUCUUUUAUACUGAAAUGAGAACGGAUUUUACUAUUCGAAUCCAGUCCUUAUCAGAAGCAGAAUCAGUCAUUACAUUGGUACCGAUUUCCUCAAUACGGUCUUUUGUCUAAGCACCUGGAAUCAAAAUGGAGUUGGAGACGGAGACGUUCACUGUCAUGGUAACAACGAUGAUGGAUGUGGCGGGAAACGAGACAGCACCAAGUAACAUCGAAACUAUAAAGUUGGCCACUAAGGUGAUCAACAUCUUUAUUCUCGCAUUCCUGAUGAUCUCCAUGGGGUGUACAAUUGACCUCAAAGACUUCAAAGACACGUUUCGCCAUCCAGCUGGUUUCUUUGUCGGGAUGCUAUGUCAGUUCGUCCUCAUGCCCCUCAUCGCUUUCUGUCUCGGCCUUGCCUUCAGAUUAGAGAGUGCUGGAGCCCUCUCCCUUCUAAUCCUUGCCUGCUGCCCCGGGGGAACCCUCUCUAAUCUCUUUACUUACUGGACAGAAGGGGAUGUCUGCCUCAGCGUAUGCAUGACAGCAGUGUCCACGGCGGUUGCUAUUGGGAUGAUGCCCCUGAAUCUCUUCAUCUAUACCCGAGUAUGGACGGACGACAAGGCAGUCAUCCCGUACGUCAACAUUGUAACCACUCUUAUCACCAUUCUUAUUCCCGUUGUUUUCGGGGUGUUUCUCCGCUGGUGGAAGAAGGAAUUGACUAAAUAUGUCACCAGGGUUGGAAUCAUCUUCUCUUUCAUGUGCAUCAUCGCCGCUUUCGCGCUCAGCUUCAUCUUAAACCCUACGUUCUUGCACGCUGUCUGGCAGCUCUGGUUCUGCGCCGCAUCGCUACCGCUGCUGGGUUACUUCCUCGGUUACGGCAUCGCGUUCUUGCUCCGACAGCCGCACAAGAAGAGCCGGACAAUCGCCUUCGAAACCGGCUCCCAGAACGUUUCUCUGGCCAUGACCCUGACCGUUGUAUCGUUCGCGAACUCGCCCUUGUUUUUCGACAUGUUGUUCUACCCAUCCCUCUACGCCUGCUUUAUUUACAUCGAUUCGUUCGUAGUCAUCGGCAUCUACAAAGCAAUUGUCUACUGUAAGAGCAAGAACGAUCAAUUCAUGGACAUGCGUGUCAACGGUUUCGACGUCGUGCCUGGUGAUGAGGUAGAUGCUGACGAUGACGACGAGGAGGACAUCGAAAACCACCAUGACGUCAGUCGGAAUGAAGAGAAAAGGGCUUUGCAAACAGUCAGUGUAAAUAACUCUGUUGUUCGGAUGGGGGCCGACGGUGACAAGUACCAAAAGAUGUAGAAUGUAAUAUAUUUUUUUUAGAAUCACCCCCCCCCCGAACCUUCUGGAAUUAACAUUUUGUUUAUUGAGUGGUGCAGAUCUUUGCUAUUGAGGUGUCUAGACAAUCGACGGGAAAAUUACUACUUUAUUAAAUAUAGCUUACUCCCUCACGUCCAAGUUUUUAUGAAAUAGGUACAUAUAGUAUCAAAGUAUGUAAUGAAGAUAUUUCAAAACCUUUCGGUAAGAAACAUUUCAAAGUUCAUUGACCCUGAAUGACAUUUUGACCCUGAUCAUGUGACCUGAAACUCCUGCAAGAUGAUCAGUAAGCUGAUUACAUUUAUGUAAAAGUUUCAUGAACUAGGUGUAAACAUUAAAUUAUGAUGACAUUUCCAAACCUUUAGCUUGGUUAAGAUUUCAAUGUUGACGACACCGCCGCUGUCGGAAAAACGGCGCCUAUAUCCUCGCUCUGUUGGGCAGACGAUGAGACAAAAUUUCUCUAUUCCAACUGUUUCUGUUGUAUAGCAGCGCGAGACUAUCGGUGCCGCUUUCCGACGGCGGCGCCGUCAACAUGAAAUCUUAAGGCAUGGUCACACCGCCCGAGCGUUGUUGGAGCGGUCGUG